AUUCCCUGAUAACAUUUGCUACCCCUUUUUCUCAUGUGCUCCUCACCAUUUCCUAACACCUAUUUAAGUGCCCCAAGUGGCAAGAAACUUAAGUAUCCAUUCCAACAUUGUGGCAGCUCCCUCUGAAAUCCCCUCUUCCAAUCAUAUCCACCAGCUCACAGUUUGUGAUCCACUAUGACUAUCCUCCUUGUCAUUCUUGGGCUUCAUCUCUGCAGCCUACACCUCCCUGCAAUCUCUGCUGCAGCAGACACGCUCUCUCCCGGCCAAUCGAUCGCCGGCGACGACAGGCUCGUCUCCAGCAACGGCAAGUUCGCGCUCGGCUUCUUCAACACCGGCAGUAAGUCCUCUGGAAAUGACACUCUCAGCUACUGGUACCUAGGCAUAUGGUUCAACAAAGUCCCAAACAAAACCCAUGUUUGGAUAGCAAACAGGGGUAGCCCGGUCACAGAUGCAACCUCAUCACAUCUCACAAUCUCCCCCGAUGGCAACCUCGCCAUCGUAAGCCGAGCCGAUAGCUCCAUCGUUUGGUCUAGCCAAGCCAACAUCACAAGCAACAACACCGUUGCCGUGCUCUUGGACACCGGAAACCUUGUACUACAAAGCUCCUCAAACUCAUCACACAUUUUGUGGGAGAGUUUCGACCAUCCGACCGAUGUUUUCCUCCCCAGUGCGAAGAUUGGUCUCAACAAGAUCACCGGCCUAAACCGCCGUAUCUUUUCGAGAAGGGAUCUAGUAGACCAAUCCCCAAGUGUGUACUCUAUGGAGUUUGGACCCAAGGGUGGUUACCAGUUGGUAUGGAACUCAUCGGUAGAAUACUGGUCUAGCGGCGAAUGGAACGGCCGGUACUUCAGCAGGAUACCGGAGAUGGUAGUCAAGUCACCCCAUUAUACCCCAUUCAUUUUCCAAAUCGAAUAUGUGAACAAUGAUCAAGAGGUGUACUUCACAUACCGCAUACACGAUGAAACCAUACCACUGUACACCGUGCUAGAAGUAACUGGGCAAAGAAAGGCCUUGGCCUGGUUAAAUGACACACAGGGUUGGCAAGCAGUCUUCACCCAUCCAAAUGAUCAGUGUGAAGUUGCUGCUACCUGUGGGCCUUUCACAAUCUGCAAUGACAACACAUUUCCAUCUUGUAGCUGCAUGGAAGGCUUCUCCAUAGAAUCACCUGACAGCUGGGAACUAGGAGACAGAACAGGUGGGUGCAGGAGGAACAUUCCAUUAGAUUGUGUUAGCAGCAGAAGUGACAUCUUCAACGCUGUACCGGCCACUAGAUUGCCCUACAAUGCCCAUGCCGUAGAAUCCGUCACGACUGCGGGCGAAUGCGAGAGUAUUUGCCUUGGCAAGUGCUCUUGCACGGCAUAUUCAUUUGGUAAUUACAAUGGUUGCUCCAUAUGGCAUGGUAAAUUGGUUAAUGUGAAACAACAAACUGAUGACAGCACCUCUGCUAAUGGAGAAACACUUCACAUUCGCCUUGCUGCUAGAGAGCUUCAAGCUAGAAAAAGCAAUAAAGGGUUAGUUGUAGGGGUUGUUGUAUCUGCAAGCCUCUCUGCUUUGGGUAUCUUAACACUUGUCUUGCUACUGAUCAUGAUCAGGAGGCACAGAAAGAAGUUGCACUGUCAAGCAUUGAACAGCAUUUAUGCUGGUACUGGAGUUAUACCAUUCAGAUAUAGUGAUUUGCAACGUGCAACUAAAAAUUUUUCGGAGCAAAUUGGGGCAGGUGGUUUUGGUUCUGUGUUCAAGGGGUUGUUAAACGGGUCAACCGCUAUAGCAGUGAAAAGGCUUGUCUCCUAUUGUCAAGUGGAGAAGCAAUUCAGGGCUGAGGUGAGUUCCAUUGGAGUCAUUCAUCACACCAAUUUGGUCAAACUGAUUGGUUUCUCUUGCAAGGGUGAUGAGAGGUUGCUUGUUUACGAAUACAUGUCGAAUGGCUCCCUUGAUACUCAUUUAUUCAGAAGCAAUAACAGUGUAACCCUGAAUUGGAGUACUAGAUAUCAGAUAGCUCUUGGAGUUGCUCGAGGACUGGCUUACUUGCACGAGAGUUGUCGAGAUUGCAUCAUACAUUGCGAUAUCAAGCCACAAAACAUACUUCUCGAUGAUUUGUUCGUUCCAAAAAUUGCUGACUUUGGAAUGGCAAAGCUUCUAGGAAGGGAUUUUAGUCGGGUUAUGACUACAGCAAGAGGAACUAUUGGAUAUCUAGCACCUGAAUGGUUUAGCGGAGUGGCUGUCACGCCAAAAGUUGAUGUGUAUGCUUAUGGAAUGGUACUCUUGGAAAUUAUAUCUGGAAAGAUGAACUCGCAUAGAGAGUCUAAUAGUUAUGCUGAUCACAUCGUUUGUUUCCCUCUUGAAGUUGCACAUAAGCUUCUUGAGGGGGAUGUUCUAAGCUUGGUUGAUGGCAAAUUAAAUGGCGAUGUCAAUGUCGAGGAGGCUGAAAGAGCUUGCAAGCUUGCAUGUUGGUGCAUUCAAGAGAAUGAACUUGACCGGCCGACAAUGGGUAAGGUGGUCCAAAUUCUUGAAGGUCUACUCGAACUUGAUUUGCCCCCGAUGCCAAGGCUACUUCAGUCUAUAGUACAGAGCUCAUGGAAAACAGAGACCCAACACUGAUUUGUAAUGCCAAAAGAAGUGCUAGGAUAAAAUAAUGUCUUUCCAUGGCUUUUUUGUGGCAUAUGUUGGUAUGAAGAGAGUUUUAGCUUGUAAUGCCUUGUGUGCUAUGUUGAUGAUUUUGGACAUGUUGUGCCAUAAGAUGUUAUAUGCUCCGUUUAUAAACACGCAGUUACAAGUGUACACAAUUUGCUUUA
Oryza sativa Japonica Group (Japanese rice) is the source of this 2792-nucleotide messenger RNA. Its product is annotated as G-type lectin S-receptor-like serine/threonine-protein kinase At2g19130. Lineage: Eukaryota; Viridiplantae; Streptophyta; Magnoliopsida; Poales; Poaceae. Gene Ontology annotation, biological process: protein phosphorylation; recognition of pollen. The record is from RefSeq and is a predicted model, not a curated record. Gene Ontology annotation, molecular function: protein serine/threonine kinase activity; ATP binding.